This is a messenger RNA of Diversispora eburnea, 799 nucleotides long. Lineage: Eukaryota; Fungi; Glomeromycota; Glomeromycetes; Diversisporales; Diversisporaceae. The record is from the annotation of a GenBank genome assembly.
AAAUUCUUUAAUGAAUGCUUCUUCUUCUGCGUCAGAAGAAACAAUAGGAGGAGAAGCAGUUAAAAAAUCGGAUCUUAAAGUUUUAAUGGGUGAUGAAGAAGAAUUCGAAAGCGGAAUUAAACCAGCAUUACAACAACACAAUCAUGAACAAUAUAUCGUUAUAGUAUCAAAGUAUGGACAAAUUGAAGAUGAUUUAUAUUUAGAUCCCAGAUCACAACAAACCUUUAAAUUCGAACACGUGCGUCAUACUGUAACAGAUGUGCAACCAUAUACUGUAGAUUCGUCAAUAGAACCAUUAAGAGCCGCGACUGAUACAGCAAUUUUAGAAUAUAUCACAGAUCAUUAUCCUAAUGGUGUUUCGUCAGUUUAUUCUACCGAUGAUAAUAGUACUUUAUCGAUUACUAUUGUAGAUAAUAAAUAUAAUCCUCAUAAUUUAUGGAAUGGUCGAUGGCGUUCAACUUGGGUAAUUUCACCUGAAUCAAAUGAAUUAAAAGGAACUAUUAAAGUGAAUGUUCAUUAUUUUGAAGAUGGUAAUGUCCAAUUGAAUGCUUCCAAGGAAGUUGAAAUUACAGCUUCACCGAAUUCUGAGGAACCAGCUGAUAAAGCUAAAGCUUACACUAAAUCAAUUACCAACGCUGAAAAUGAAUUUCAAAGUUCAUUAAACGAAUCUUAUAUUGAUUUAUCAGAAAAUACUUUCAAAGGACUGAGACGUGCACUUCCUUUGACGCGUCACAAACUCGAUUGGGAUAAGAUUUUGAAUUACAAAAUUGGUCAAGAACUUGCAAACAAAGCAACAUAA